AUGUCCCAAUAUGUUUGGAAGAAAAAGCCCUCAAACCCAUCAGACCCUAGGGGCAUUUUUCUUGUUCAUGCUAAAAACUGGAAUCACUCAUUAUAUGGAUAUUUGUCUAUGAAGGAUGCUUACCUGCACCUAGUUCCUGCUGGUCAACAUGUUCCUUGGAGUUCUACCUUAUGGAACUUAGCAAUUCCUCCAUCGAAAUCUCUAUUGGUGUGA
This is a messenger RNA of Lathyrus sativus (Indian pea), 213 nucleotides long. The record is from the annotation of a GenBank genome assembly. Lineage: Eukaryota; Viridiplantae; Streptophyta; Magnoliopsida; Fabales; Fabaceae.